Messenger RNA from Colletotrichum godetiae, 1988 nucleotides. Its product is annotated as major facilitator superfamily domain-containing protein. Bases 223 to 1704 code for a protein of 493 amino acids. The record is from RefSeq and is a predicted model, not a curated record. Gene Ontology annotation, molecular function: transmembrane transporter activity. Gene Ontology annotation, cellular component: membrane. NCBI's taxonomy places the organism in Eukaryota, Fungi, Ascomycota, Sordariomycetes, Glomerellales, Glomerellaceae. Gene Ontology annotation, biological process: transmembrane transport. The transcript has 3 exons.
GCUUGCCUUUGAAAAAUCCUGGACUCUUUGGAGCUGCUUCCCAUAAAACCCCAAGCCCGUCUAACAUUCUAUUUACCUAGAGUACGGUUGGAGCACAAAAAUUACCAAGUUCGAAAAACACGACUCUUGAACAAUCCCAAUCGACAGUAUUGAUCAAAUUCAACCCGGCGAGCUAUUUAAGGACCUGGCGCAAGAUAUCGAGCGGAUACUGUGAGAUACGACAUGACUGCACAGUCGACAACGGUGACGGUCCGACAAGGCACUCCGGUCCAGGAGUCGACCUCGAAAGAAGGCAACCUUCUAAAUACCGAAGGCCAUCUAUUGGGAUCGAAUGAAGAUGUGACAGGAGGUCUUCCUGCUCCAACGACAACAGCCGCAGUUGUGCAGAAAUGGAACCAUCCAAGGUCGAAUCUCUUCAGAGUCUUGUCUUGUUUCUGGAGUCUCCUCGUCUCUGGGGCGAAUGAUGCCGCCUACGGUGCUUUGAUCCCCUACCUCGAAAUCUACUACGACCUUACCUACGUCGUCGUAUCCCUCGUAUUCCUCUCCCCCUUCAUCGGCUACGUCCUCUCGGCCGUCCUCAACAACUACGUCCACCUGAAGCUCGGCCAGCGCGGCAUCGCCGUCAUCGCCUCCGCGUGCCACAUCGUCGCCUACAUCAUCAUAUCCCAGCACCCGCCCUACCCGGCGCUGGUUGCCGCCUUCGUCAUCGCCGGUUUCGGUAACGGCCUCAGCGAUGCCGGGUGGAACGCGUACAUCGGCAACAUGGCCAGGGCGAACGAGGUCCUCGGGUUCUUGCACGCGUCGUAUGGCGUCGGCGGCGUGAUUGCCCCGUUGAUUGCCACGACCAUGAUUAACAAGGCCAACUUGGGUUGGUGGAACUUUUACUACUUCAUGGUGAGCAUCAUGCCCUCCUUCUAUCCCUUCCCCGAGGCUAUGAGAGAGAGAGAGAGAGUGUGUGUGUGUGUGUGUAUAACACGAUCUGACUCUACGCCACCUUUUCAGCUCGGCCUGGCCUGCAUCGAGCUCGUAUGGUGCACAGCAGCCUUCUGGCCGCAAACCGGCGCAGUAUAUCGCGAGCUGGUAAACCGCUCCCGCAGCGAUGCCCCCGGAGGCGGCCUUCGCACCGCCCUCUUCAAACGCCCCUACGCCCGCGUCUCCUGGCUCUGCGCCCUCUUCCUCCUCGCCUACGUCGGCACAGAGGUCUCCCUUGGCGGCUGGAUCGUGCAGUUCAUGAUCCAGGUCCGCAAGGCCAACAACUUUGAUUCGGGCAUGACGUCGGUCGGCUUCUGGCUCGGCAUCACCCUCGGCCGCGCGGUCCUCGGCUUCGUCACGCCCAAGCUGGGCAUCAAGCUCGCCGUGUCGAUUUAUAUUCCCAUCGCCAUGGCGCUGGAACUGGUGUUUUGGCUCGUGCCGCAUUUCUACGUGUCUGCGGUGGCGGUUGCCCUGCAGGGGUUCUUUUUGGGUCCGUUUUUCCCUGCUGUUGUUGUUGCGGCGACGAAGUUGCUGCCGAGGCAUUUGCAUGUUAGUACCAUUGGUUUCGCGGCGGCGUUUGGCGGCAGCGGGGCGGCGAUAUUGCCGUUUGCUGUCGGCGCGCUGGCGCAGGCUAAGGGCGUGCAGGUUUUGCAGCCGAUUAUCCUCGCAUUUUUGGGGAUUAUGCUCGUGUUUUGGCUAUGUUUGCCGAGGAUUGGGCGUAAGCAGGAGUGAGGGAAGUAGGGAUAAUUCAGGGCAGGGAGAGAGAGAGCAGGCAUUGGGAUCGUGUGCAUAUGCGAAUGUUGUAGCUGUGGGUAAGAGAGCGAUUACGACUCGAGUAUAGGAUAUGACAGAUCUAUUUUGCAUAAGAACUGGAUUCUAGAAAUUAUCAUACCACGGAACAUAUAGAAUCAAGGUCUUGCGUCAAUAUGAAAUACCGCAAAGGUUGACUAGAGGUUAACCCUGCUUUCAGAUUUUACCUGAGAAUCCGUUAAUGUGUUGAGAACAGAGAGAUAGGU